Diospyros lotus (date-plum) is the source of this 1300-nucleotide messenger RNA. RefSeq lists its product as uncharacterized. The record is from RefSeq and is a predicted model, not a curated record. NCBI's taxonomy places the organism in Eukaryota, Viridiplantae, Streptophyta, Magnoliopsida, Ericales, Ebenaceae. The transcript is spliced from 5 exons. The coding region runs from base 38 to 1057 and encodes 339 amino acids.
AUAUGAGAGUCAGGGCCUUAGUGGGUUGACUCUCUGUAUGAAGAAGGUGUUGGUGACCGGCGCUUCCGGUUACUUGGGCGGGAGGCUCUGCCACGCCCUCCUCCGGGAAGGUUAUUCCGUCCGGGCAUUCGUCCGCUCGACCAGCGACCUCUCGUCCCUCCCUCCUCCGCCCAUCCACGGCGGUUCUCUGGACCUCGCUUACGGUGACGUCACCGACUACCGCUCCCUCCUUGCGGCCUGCUCCGACUGCCAGAUCAUAUUCCACGCCGCCGCCCUCGUCGAGCCUUGGCUUCCAGAUCCUUCUAGAUUCUUCACGGUUAAUGUUGGAGGGCUGAAAAAUGUAUUGCAAGCUUAUAAGGAGGCGGAGACGAUAGAUAAGAUUAUAUACACGUCCUCCUUUUUUGCUUUAGGAUCAACCGAAGGAUAUGUUGCAGACGAGGCUCAGAUUCAUCACGGAAAGUUCUUCUGUACGGAGUAUGAGAAAUCUAAAGCUGUUGCCGACAGGAUGGCGCUUCAAGCCGCCUCGGAGGGAGUCCUAAUUGUGGCAGUUUAUCCCGGAGUUGUGUACGGUCCUGGCAAGGUUACAUCCGGAAACGCCGUUGCACGAUUGGUUAUUGAAUGCUUUAGUGGGCGGUUACCUGGAUAUAUAGGGAAUGGUAAUGACAAGUUCUCUUUCAGUCAUGUUGAUGAUGUGGUAGAGGGCCAUAUUGCAGCUUUGAACAAAGGGAAACCAGGUGAAAGAUAUCUUCUUACAGGAGAAAAUGCAUCAUUCAUGGAUGUUUUUGAUAUAGCUGCAGCCAUUACCAAGACAAAGAAACCAUGGAUCCACAUCCCCUUAUCUAUCAUUGAGAUAUAUGGAUGGAUAUCAGUUCUAUUCUCUAGGAUAACUGGAAAGCUUCCACUCAUCAGCCCUCCGUCUGUGUGUGUUCUUAGACAUCAAUGGGCUUACUCUUGCGAAAAGGCCAAGAGAGAGUUGGACUAUAACCCUAGAUGUUUGAAAGAAGGUCUGGAAGAGAUACUCCCCUGGUUGAAGAGCUCGGGCUUGAUAAAAUACUAGGAGGGAUGCUUUUGAUGCUGUGUACUCUGAGAGUGGCAGCUAUGAUUGAUUGCCUCUAUUUCCCGUAUGAUAUCAAUGAAAAACUUCUUGUAUUUGCUCUUAUGAUAUGAGUGAAAAAUUUGUUGUAUUCUCUUCAAUCUCUAUGAUAUGAUUGUAUUUCGAAUCUGUAUUUUCUCAUUAAGUUGAUUACAUUGGAAAUGAGCACAAGGUGGAAUUGAUAUGUUCUUCCUUUUUGGUUGGGAA